Molecule: messenger RNA, 4076 nt
Organism: Epinephelus lanceolatus (giant grouper)
Lineage: Eukaryota; Metazoa; Chordata; Actinopteri; Perciformes; Serranidae
Gene: necab2
Product: N-terminal EF-hand calcium binding protein 2
Biological process (GO): regulation of amyloid precursor protein biosynthetic process
Cellular component (GO): cytoplasm
Molecular function (GO): calcium ion binding
Source: RefSeq, a predicted model, not a curated record
GCGCUCCGCAGCAAAAGGAUGUGUGAGCAGGCAGCGCGCUACUGUAGGGACGGAGUCCACAAACUGCUUAACAAAGAACAAGCCAAACUUCGUGCCCAAGAAAGCCGCGAGCAGCCGAAACCCGUAGCCGGUCAGGACAGCGAGUCCGCGACGGCAGCGCAGUCCGGAAACAGCGGCGCCCAGCCCGGUGGAAUCGACGGGCUCGUCCGCUGGAUCGUCACCAAAAUGAGCGACAACAAGAACAUCUCCAGCCGGGAGUACGCUUCCAGCAAGGAGGAGGUGGCCGUGGCUCAGGAGCAGUUCUUCGCCCCGGAACCGCGGAGAGGCAUCUCCGUUAUUUUGGAUAUAUUUAGAAGAGCUGACAAAGAUGAUGAUGGCAAGCUAUCUCUGGAUGAGUUCCAAGCCUUCUUCUCCGAUGGCACGCUGAACGAAGAAGAGCUGGAGAAGCUGUUUCACACUAUCGACUCUGAUAACACCAGUAAUGUUGACACUAAGGAACUCUGUGACUACUUUGCCAAGCACAUGGGGGACUAUGAGGGAGUUCUGGCCUCGCUGGAAACACUCAACCUUUCCAUCCUCAAAGCCAUGGACUUCACCAAAAAGGUUUAUGAGAGAGGAACCAAUGUGGAGCAGUUUGUAACCCGUUUCCUGCUGAAGGAAUCAGCCAAUCAGAUCCAGUCUCUCCUGAGCUCUGUUGAGAGUGCCGUGGACGCUAUUGAUGAGCAGCACAGCCAAUCAGGUCACCUACCUGCCAAGGUGAGUCCUCGGAUGUCAGAGAGGCGCAACGAAAACACCAUCCCUGACUAUCCCCCCAACAACAGAGUCAGUGCCAGGGAGGCUGUCAGGACCAUCAACACUGCUUCAGGUGCAGUAGAGGUGAGAAAAGAAGGUCUGGACGCUCAAAUCAACCGCCUGGCUGAACUAAUUGGACGACUGGAGAAUAAGACAGUCUGGUUUGAUCUGCACCAGAGGCUAACAGACACAGAUGGCACUACCAGCGCAUCCUUGCUGCUGAUUCGUCAAGAGAUGGUGGUUUCCCAGAAGAAGCUCGGCGAGUUUUGCGAGGCUCUGAAGCAGUACCUGAAAAAUGUCUCCACUCAGAGAGACUGCUUUCAUGUGACUGCGGUGCGUCUGCCAGACGGUUUAUCCUUUGUCGUCUACGAGUUCUGGGAUGGAGAGGAGGAGUGGAAGAGGCACCUCCAGUCGGCUCCCAACAAAGCCUUUCAGCAUGUGAAGGUGGAUACACUGUGCCAGCCAGAGGCUGUGUCCUCUGUAGCCGUGCCAGCUGCCUGGUGCAGUGUGAACAGGGACUGAGCAUGAAGAUAUUCAACUACACGCCACGACUCCUGGACACUCCCCACCUCCCUUUGAACCCCCCCGUCCCGCCCUUGCGUUUCACCCGCUCUCACCCUCCCCCUCUCAAACCCCCUCCUCUUUCAACCCUCACAUUCCUCAACUCUUUUUGUAAGUACAUGUUUACACAGUGCAAAUGAAUGGUGUCAACUGCAGUGAAAAUUGAACAAACAGUGCAUUUUACAAUGUGAGAUUACUAAUGCGUUUGCAUCUCACCAUAGUAGUUUGCUGGCUCAAGAUAUUGGAUUGUCAUGUUCAUGUUUCAAGUAGCUUUGAGCCACUGUAAGGUGGAGUUUGUCAUGUAGCAAGGACCCUGACGUUGAGUUUUUCAUGUAGCAGUUACUGUUAUGGGGUAGUGCAUUUGGGGAUGUGGCUUUUUUUCACUCCCAUUAGCAGCGGUGUAGUGGUAGUUGAUGAGGUGGGUGUAAUACUAGGUAGAUGGGUAGGUUACCAAGGAGGAAGUGGGUAUACUUUACAAUAGAUUCCAGUGGCUUUUGGCUGAUAGGUGAGUGUACUGUAAAUGGCCAGAAAAAGGUGGGUAUGGGUAUACCCCAUAUACCUGCGUAUACCUUCCACUACACCACUGGCUGUUAUGGUUGACCACAGGUAGCUCAUCUAGUUAACUGUUAUUUCACAGUAGGUGCUCAUUCCACAUUUGCUCCCAUACACAGUAUUAUAAUAAUUAUAUUUUUGUUCAUUUUAUAAUCGACCAAAAGCCAUGGACAUUAUUCUCACAUCAGCCAUUCUGAACUCACAUCGACAUGUUGAGUAAAGGAGGACUAUACAGAGUUAGUUGCCAGAUUAGCUUGCAAUCUCAGGAAAACUGAAUGCUUUGAAUUUAGCUUGAAGGUUAGCUAGCUCCCUGGCUAGCUGUCAAACCUACUGUUUUGAGUUGCUAAGUGACGAAGUUUGGGUUGUUUAAAAAAAAAUUAUGUUGAAAACCAUGAAGGCCUUGCAAGCAGCCAAUGAGUUUUUAGAAUGAAUAUGUACAAAAUGUGUUCUGACAUGGACAAAAGCUAGCUCGAGCCACUAGCUCAAUAACUUAAUAAAACAUUUCCUCAUACAUUAUCUAUACAUGCCACAUAUGUCAAUUUGAGAGAAGGACAGAAGGUUCCAGAAGGACCUGAAGACAGAUUUACCAUUGUUAGAUUCUGAGAGGUGGCUGUAAUAUUAGCCUGAACACAGCCUCUCUUUUGUAAACCCGUUUUUGGAAAAGAAAAAUUACUUUUUGAAGGUAAGAAGGACUCCAAGUGUUAUAAGGAAGGCAUAUAUAGGCCUGAAACAUAUUACAUCUUUUGAUUAAAAAAACAUAAAACAAUUUUAUUAUCUCAAAGAGAACAAGCAUUGACAGAUGGCCUAGUUGACCAAUGUAUCACCGUGCGAUUACAUUAACAAGCGGUAUUGGUGCUUAAUGUAAUAAAUAAUGUAACAUCUUUAGUUACUUCAUCAAAGUAACGUAACUUACUACAUGUAAUUACUUUUUGAUUACUUUUCUAUCAUCUGUUUUAACCUGGGCAAUAAAGCUGAAAAAUGUCCAGAAAUAGGCUAUGACAAAAGAAGGCAUUCCUGCAUGGCAAAAGGAUGCAAAGUAACAAAAUGAGUAUUAUAUUCUACUUAUAAACCUUUUACCAAAAAGAAUAUAUUCAGAUGUACUCCCAUUUUUAUUGGUACUUAUUUUCUCCUAGUAACUGUAACUGAUUACAAUUACAUCAUGUUAUUAAUUACUCCCCAAUAUCGCCAAUGAUACUGAGAAUUCACUCAAUAUUUUACAAUAGGUUAUAGUCCCCUGCACACUCAUGCUAUCAGAGAACCAGGGUUACAGUCGUAACUUUGGGUUUUAAACACUUACUUGCAUCUUCCAGACUCCUCAGGUCCAUUUGUUUUGUUGCCUGAGCUUGAGCUUGUUGAGUUUGAAGUACAUUCAUGUACAAUGGCUGCUGUGGGAGUAAUGUCUAUAAUGGUAGGAAUUUAUUUAGCAUGUGUAAACACAGCAACAGAAUGAGCAACAGAACCCUAAACCCAAAUCUCUGUGAAACUAGACAUCACGAUGACAUCAGAUGGUGACCGGCCAAAAGGAGAGGGCAAGUUCAGUGUCUUGAAUAAUGAAAAGACGUCAGUCUUCACAAAAAUUUGGGUAUUUAGAUGAUUUUGAUUGAGACGUGUUGAGAAACAUUUAGAGAGUUGGUAAUUUACAUUCCUUUAUGUAGCUUUUAUUUCAUGAAACAUUUUGGAGUUGACUCUCUGAGCAUUGACAUCAGGGUCAUUAAAGAGGUGAGAUGAAUAGAUCGUUUGGUGUCAAGGGAUAAUUUGUGACUUAGAGUCUGCUGCUACCUUGAGACAGAAGAGACUAAGUUGAGAGAGAUACAGGCAGCACCUCACUGUUCUCCAUGCAGCUAAAGUUUGUUUAAUUUAUGCCUUCUGUUUGUGUAUUCCUUGUCUGAAUUGGCGGUGGGUAGCUUAUAUUAGCUGUGGAAGUCUAGUAGAGAUUGUACAUAUGGAAAAUGUUGUUCUAUUAUGAUUAGAUUUGUAUUUAUUGGCAUCUUUUAGUGCUAUGGUGCAAUUUUUUUCCUCAGUGGAAGUGGCAGUAGCUUUCUAGGUGCUGCAGCUUCUUGUAACAGUUUGUUUGAAUCCAAAUACCUAUCUCCCAUCUGAAACUUCAGACAGAUAAACCCAUCUGAAUAACAUUGAAUAUGAAGCCUUAAACAUCACCACAUGGUAAAAGA